UCGAUUAAUACUACGGACGCGCGCGUGUCUUGCCGGAGCAGUAACGAUACCCAUCUCAUUAACCUCGAGCAGACUUGAAGCAGGCGCUGAUAGGAUGGGAUAAAGAUCACCUUUACUCCAUGGUCAUUCCUCUCGCUCUCGGGAAGUUCUGCACAUAUUGCCUUCGAACGCUGGAAGCUAGGUGAAUCUAGCGCAAUAUAACGUCGCCCCUGCGCGCGAUGCCAGGCCCCAAAGGAAUAAGCCGGAUAUAUGGGAAUUCGAGGGACAUCUACAUCGCGGAGAACCUGGCAGUGCUUCUAGAGCAAUGGGUGAACUCGGAGUAUGGGACAACCCUCAAAUAUAAAGGGUUCCUCUACGACACACGAUCGCAUAUCAGUCUUUUUGACGAUGACACCAACAAUCUUUCGGGAUGUAUACAAGCAGCAGCCAGUAGGAAUCGCCAGAUUCCAUUACAUCGCACUUGUAAUAGGGUUGAUGGAACUGCCCAAGCGAGAACACACGAUGCCUGGUCCAAAUGUUCGCUACUAGUUGGCAACUUAGGUUUUAAUAUCAUCGCCGACCGAAGAUCUUCGUUUGUAUAUCAUACAAACGAAGACUUUCGGCCGGUCGCUUUCAGUGCUUCACGAGCAAUGGGUGAAGGAGUACGGGACAACCCUCAAAUAUAAAGGGUUCCUUUAAUGUAUAUUCUUCACCCAACCGCCACAAACAUCCUUUUAAUCUCUCCACUAAUCCUCCCGUUGAUGACUCCAGCGAGACACGGACUAUUACAUGUCAAUUAUAGAUCAUCCG
Messenger RNA from Suillus paluster, 789 nucleotides. RefSeq lists its product as uncharacterized. The transcript is spliced from 4 exons. NCBI's taxonomy places the organism in Eukaryota, Fungi, Basidiomycota, Agaricomycetes, Boletales, Suillaceae. The coding region runs from base 219 to 665 and encodes 148 amino acids. The record is from RefSeq and is a predicted model, not a curated record.